AUAUUUUGUUUUUGUUUUCAGAUUAAUCUUGGAAGCAAUCAAUAUCUUUUCUCAGUUGUUGCGGAUCCCAAAGAAAUGCCUUGUUUCUGCCUGAGGCAUGAUGUUGAUGCUCUUCUCUGGCAGCCCCACUCUGAUCAGCCACAAAACAUGUGGGAACACAUUGCAACCUUUAAUGCUUUAGGUUACGUUCAAGCAUCAAAACAAGACAAGAAGUUCAUGGCUUGUGCCCCAGACUACUCCUAUGCUGCUCUUUGCGAGUGCUUGCGGCGAAUUUUCAUCUAUCGCCAGCCAACUCCUCUGUCCACAGUUCUCUACAACAGGAAGGAAGGAAGACAAGUAGGACAGGUUGCUAAGCAGCUAGUAGCAACUCUGGAAGCCAACGAUCCAAUCUUAGGCUUUCAAGCUACAAAUGAAAGAUUAUUUGUUCUCACAACAAAAACCUUGUUUUUGAUAAAAGUGAAUGCUGGAAAUUAAUUAGUAUAUUUUGCUGUAGUUCAUGUUUAUUUGUUAAAGAAAUGGCCAGGUAAAUAAUCUGAGAAGUUCAGUACAUUUUGCUGAAGUUUAAAAAAGAGGUGCUUUACAGGGGAAACAGAUUUCUUUCAUUAGAACUCACCUGUAAGUCAGUGAGAGUUUUUCAGCUUCACUGUUGCUAAGCUAAGCUUUUUUGGAGACAAAUAGAAAUGCCUUGCCUGCUAGCAGCUUUCUAGAGACUGCUGCUUGCAUAAGUGAAUAGAUUUAUGCAUUUCUUUUUCCAGUAACCACUUGCUAGGCUUCUGAAAUUUGAGAAUUCACUUCUGAUUUUAACUGAUAGUUUUACCUCUGAAAAAAGUGAACAGAUAAAGAAAAUACCGACUCGUGUUACAAGCAUAUAGUGUGCAAUGUAAGGAAUUGUGUGUGAUUUAAA
Molecule: messenger RNA, 904 nt
Organism: Meleagris gallopavo (turkey)
Lineage: Eukaryota; Metazoa; Chordata; Aves; Galliformes; Phasianidae
Source: RefSeq, a predicted model, not a curated record